UGCAAUCUGAAGAUCUUCAACAACCAGCACUUCGCCUCCCUGCUGACAGAGAGCGUGAACAAGGGCUUCGAGGCAGUCUACGCACUCACCAAUAUGUGCACCAUCCGCAUCAGCUUCGUCAAGGGCUGGGGCGCUGAGUACAGGCGACAAACUGUAACCAGUACGCCCUGUUGGAUUGAAAUUCACCUGAACGGACCCCUCCAGUGGCUGGAUCGGGUGCUGAGUCAAAUGGGAUCACCGAAUCACCCCUGCACCUCUGUAAGCUAG
Dibothriocephalus latus is the source of this 267-nucleotide messenger RNA. The record is from the annotation of a GenBank genome assembly. NCBI's taxonomy places the organism in Eukaryota, Metazoa, Platyhelminthes, Cestoda, Diphyllobothriidea, Diphyllobothriidae.